Emiliania huxleyi CCMP1516 is the source of this 1455-nucleotide messenger RNA. RefSeq lists its product as hypothetical. Bases 1 to 1455 code for a protein of 484 amino acids. The record is from RefSeq and is a predicted model, not a curated record. Lineage: Eukaryota; Haptophyta; Isochrysidales; Noelaerhabdaceae. The transcript has 2 exons.
AUGCGUCGCUGGCGUGCAACACUGGACCUCGGCAACAAGAGCGAGGUCACCGUGGGCAAACGCAAAGCCGACACGUGCAAGAAGCACUUCUCGCGGCUCAAGUCGUACCUGCAACAGCGCCUGCCUUCUCAGCUCGUCGAGGCCAUCUGCAAUCUCACCGCCGAGCAGCUCAGCCCGGAGCCCGUGCGAACUGCGGUGAUGGAGUGCACGGACCCCGACGAGAGCAAACGCUCCGCGGCGCUGAAGGCGCGGAUGGAGCAGCGCGGAGACGGAGUCGACGACUCCCCGGCCGAUACAGACGACGUCUCGACUGCUAAAAAUUCGUCUAGAACGCUCUGCACGGACUGGCCAGACUUGUCUGGAGCUCUGGACUCCGGCGGCGCAUUCCGCGGCGCCGCCUCGCCGCUCACGGCGUUUGGCCCCACGUGCUCCCACGCGGUCCCGGUGGCGCGGCUGGACGUGGAGGCCUUCUUCUGCUGCUGCGAGUUUGUCGACCAGCAUGGCGAGCGGCGUCACCUCGCCGACGCGUCCGCGCUCGACUCGGCGGUACGACACCGCCGCGCUCCGCUCUGCUCCCCGGAGGGGUUGGCGGCGCUGCUCUCUGACUUGGACGACCGCGUGCGCCUGCCGAUGCACGGUGGAGCCGUGUACCUCGGCUUCCUCGGCGCCGCGCCGCUCGUCGCCGUGCCUCUCCUCUUCCGCCUUGCCAUCAGCCGCUUCAGCCGCCUCCUCGCCGUCGCCGUCGUCGCGCCGGCGGGGCUCGGGUUGUGCGCGCGGUGCCGGCGCACGCUCGGCGGCCGCUUCUUCCAGGCGACGUGCGGCACUUCCCUCGGCUACGCCUUUGGCGCCUUCACCCUCGUGCUCGGCGAGCACCUGCACUUUGGCGGCUGGCUGCUCACCGCCGUCGGCUUCGCGUUUGCGGCGCUGCAGGCGCACGUGGCCGCGCACGCGCCGCCGCCGCCGGGGCUCGCCAAGCUCGAGUCGUCCGACGACGAGGCCGCCAGCGACGCGUGCCAGAGAGAGAGCCAGAGGGAGCGUCUCCCGCUGCGCGGAGGGCCGGCGCGAGGCCCGCAGGUGAUGGCGCGAGAAGGAGGCGGCGGGCAGGCGGCGGGCCAGUCGUGGCCGCGCAUCGACUGGCGGCGCUGCCGCGACGCCGGCGGCGGCCGCGGCGGGGGCCACCACUCCCGCGGCUCGCUGCACGUGGUGUGGCUCGACGUCGACGCCACCUCCGCCAACCGCACGCCGCUGCUGCUCGCGAGCGCUUCGCUCGCGGCGGCGGCGGCGGCGCUCUGCGCUCUGGCGCUGAGGCGAGCGUGCGAGCUGCGGGGCGGGCCGGUGGGGAGGAUGUUGCGCGUUGCGGCGGAGGCGGACGAGUCGAGCCUUGAGCUCGCCCUCGCCGCAUUUGGCGCCGCCGCCGCGGCGCAGGCAGCCGUCACUUGGGUGUGGCUGUACUGA